This is a messenger RNA of Pangasianodon hypophthalmus (striped catfish), 4671 nucleotides long. RefSeq lists its product as uncharacterized. The transcript has 2 exons. Lineage: Eukaryota; Metazoa; Chordata; Actinopteri; Siluriformes; Pangasiidae. Bases 1279 to 2736 code for a protein of 485 amino acids. The record is from RefSeq and is a predicted model, not a curated record.
UCCCCUGACCAAGCUCAUCUACACAGUACUGAUGUUCAUGUAACUGCAAAACCCAUAAUAAAUCCCUCCCAAAUUAGUUUAUCCAUCAGUCCAGUAAACAGCUCAAGAAGACCUGUAUAAUUGUAAACAAUACUUAUUAGUAUAAACAAUCCAUUCACUGCGUCUAACAUAUCUUGCACUGUUUUUGCAAUCUGCAGCUUCAGAAAGUCCAUAUAAAUCAGAUUACAGCAUGGUCAGCACUACAACUAUUAUUGAGAGACAGAGAACAAUAUUAUUUGCUACAGAGAACAAUGUGAAUUUAAUGACUACUUAUAUGUACAGUUAGAAUCAGAUCUUUAGCUAUUUAAGGGUGGUUAGAAAACACAAGUAAAAUGAUAAUUUUAAGAUUACUAAUGGUCUAAAACCACUAUUUUGAUUAUUUAAAGACCCAGAAAACAUCAGAGAUUGCUUUCUAAUUCUAACUGUUUUCUCAAAACCAAUUUUGUGAUUAUAUAAUAUUCAUGUGCAAGGUAUGAAUAAUUUGUCACUGUGCACAUUUCCAAUUCUCCCAUUUUCCCAUGUAAACUAGGCAGGAGAAAGUUGAGCAAAAGGAAACUAAUGAGCAGUAACCGCUUCAUUCUGGCAAGGGGUUGCAGUGAAUCCUGAGCCUAUCCUGGGAACACUUGGCAUGAGGUGGGAAUAUAUCCUGAACGGGACACCAGUCCAUCACAGGUCAGCAUGCACACACCACACACCUCACACCUAUGGAAUUUGGCAGAUGUCCUUAUCCAGACCGACUUAUGUUUAUCUAAUUUAUAAAACGAUAGUGUUCAAGUAACUGUACUCUUUUAUCAAAGAGUUUUAUCAAACUCUUUUAUCAAAACAAAACUAUAUUGCAUCAUAGCAGUUUCUCCACAGUCAGUCCAUUACCUUGUCUCUAUGAUGACUGUGUCUGCACAUUUCAGUCAGUAAAUGCUUUGAAAAUUCACUUAACACGGUUACAUUCUGAGACAGUUGUGCAUGGUGAAAGUCAGGUGGGAUGUGUGUCAUUAAUCUGUCGAGUGUGUGGAUUCAAGCAAUCAUUUAAUGAAAAAACUCUUCUCAGCCAUUUGAGGACACAUUUAAAACAACACGAGAUGGUGGAUUGUCCAUUUAAAAACUGUCACUACCGUACUAAUGUGUAUUCCUCUUUUAAUGCCCACAAAAGUAGGAAUCAUCCAGAUUGUGAAGUCUCAGAUUUUAAGAAUGAGAUUGUUUUGAUAGACGCUGACCACUCAAUGCAGAGUCAGGCUGAAUGUGAUGAGGCUGGUCCCUUUCAGAAGUCUCCUGAGAUUGAUGCUCCUGAGUAUAAUCCACCAGAGUCUGUUUGAUUCUCUCAAUAAAUUAGUGGAAGCUAUGAUGCAAGGUAAUGUCUUUGUCAGUGCUACUAUGGAAGGUGCAGAGCUGUCCACUGCUAAGAGGAGGAAAACAUUUGUGAGGAGUAACUACCCUCUGGUAAUGCCAAUGCAAUAUACUGUAGAUUCCAGUGGACACACAGCAGUGUAUGUUCCAAUACUACAUAUGCUCCAAACAAUGUUUAAAAAUACAGAUCUUCUUGACAAGAUUCAAGAAGUUAAACCAUCUCCACCCGGGAUGUACAUAUCUCAUGAAGAUGGAACAUAUUUUAAAGAAAGUCAGUUACUGUCAGCAGCUGGAGAGCUGAAAUUGUCAGUGAUUUUGUAUGUUGAUGACAUUGAACUAGCUAAUCCUUUAGGAAAAGCUAGAAAAAUCCACAAACUUUGUGCAGUAUAUUGGUUGCUUGCCAAUAUACCCAGUCAGUAUAGGUCCAGCCUACAUGUCAUACAGCUAGCUCUGCUAUGCAAAGUAUCUGACCUUCAAAAGUGUGGUUAUGAAAAUGUUCUGUCACCUUCGUUGAAAGACUUGCACACUCUUGAGCAAGAUGGCAUUUUCAUUGAAACUCUUGGACUGUGUGUCAGGAGAACUGUUUUGUGUGUUGCAGCUGAUAAUAUGGCUGCCCACGGUCUUGCAGACUUUGUGCAGUCUUUUCGAGGACAGUAUGUCUUCAGAUUCUGUUGCUGUACUGCAAACCAGAUACAAUCCACUGAAGUUUCUGAAGGAGAGUUUAGCAUGAGAACAAGAGCCUGUCAUGAUCUUCAUGUGCAGAAAGCUGUGCAAGGAGAAAAUGCAAGUCAUCUUGGUGUUAAAGGUGAAUGUGUUCUCAGGAACGUGCUGCAGCAUUUCCAUCCCAUCACAGGUUUCCCACCUGAUAUACUUCAUGACCUGUUUGUAGGUAUUGUGCCAGUUGAGUUGGCAUUGUGCAGAAGUGAGAUGAUUCGACUUAAGUAUUUCACUCUUCAGUUUCUGAACACAAAAAUACGCACCUUCCCAUAUCAGCACUUCGACAGGCUUGAUAAACCACAACAAAUCCCAAAGAACUUUGCAGCCAAACUAAGUAUUGGUGGGAAUGGGCAUGAAAAUUCAACUUUACUGAGGUUAUUACCACUCAUGUUAGGAAGUAAAGUUCCUGAAAGAGAUGAAGCUUGGGCCAUACUGAUGGAUCUGAAAGAAAUUGUGCAGCUGGUACUGUCUCCAUCUUUCACGGAGGAAUCCAUCCAGUACAUGCAGACUAAAAUAAGUGACCACAGACAGGGCAAUGUUUUCCUUCAAACCUUAUGGUCCAUAGGUGAACCAGAGGCCCAAAACACUUUGUUAGUUCUGGGUAGUGCUCAAUAUAAUGAUGUUUGGGUCGGAGCUUAAAGUCAGGAAACACUGCUGAAUUUUGGAAGUGCUGACAAGACAUUGACAUUGACAAUGUCUUGAAAACUCUCGCUACCAGACAUCAGCACAUGAUGGCGUAUCAUCUCAGUGCUCCAUUAUUUUUCAGACCCCACACACAAGCAUCAAGUGUCACUUCUGUCCAAGUUGCCACUUUGCCAGAAGUGGUUAAAGACUUCAUAAAGACAAAGACAGAUAGCCAAAACAUAUAUACUACCUCAAAGGUCACCAUAAAUGGAACAGACUAUGCAAAUGGAAUGUUUGUUUCUGCAGGCCAGGCAGGAGGACUUCCAAAGUUCAGCAGGAUUGAAAAUAUACUACUUGUGAACAACUCUGCCUCCUUUCUUUGCAGGAACUACGAGUGCUGGUACAGUGAGCACUUAAGGUCCUUUGAGCUGACAUCAUCAAGCAGCUUCUCUGUGCAUCAGCUGUCAGAGCUAAAUGACACAAAAAUGGCAGCUCAAAACUUCCUACUUCAUGUCCAUACCUCCACAGACAUUUUCAGGAAGAUGACUUUGUCUUCACGGCCACCAUCUGUGGAUGAGCUAAAAACAAUGAUCAAAGAAAAGUUUAAGCUAGACUUUGACUUUAGUUUUAUCAUACCAAGAUCCAGAUUUCGAUGGGCAGCUAUGUUCCCUUGUAGAUACUGAGGAGCUUCUACAGAAGGUCUGAGAAGUUAUAAGGUCUGAGAGUGAUGCCAGUUCAGUAGCAUCAGAUGACACCAUCAUAUUGCCCCAUACCAUUACUCCAGACAGGACUGAGAGAUGGCCUGAUGUUUUUCCAGUGCCCACUUUUUUCUUAUGAGGUAGAACUCAUCCUUGGUGAGGGAAAUGUUGGUUAUGAGAGAACAGGGAAAACUCUCAAGUUAUCUAGGGGACAAAAACAUAAUAUCCUCGAAACCCUUGCAGCCAAAAUGCACAGUUUUAAAGCAUACCCCAAUGAUAAGGAGAUUUCAAUGGUAGCAGAAGCACUUGUCACUCAGCAACAGAGCCAGGAUCUCGGACAGGGUAGUAUGGUUGGAAAAACAGUCUGAAGUUUAAGAUGGGGAACUACCGCACCAAGUUAAGUCGGGCUGGAUUUCAUGAGGUGGCGGUAAAUUCUGGUAAGAGGAGUAGAAACAACCCAGACAAACAAGCUCCCCACACUAACAUUAAAAGACCAAAGAGGGCAGAAGUGAAUUUCCUUCCAAAUUUCCCAAGAGGUGAAAAUGCUGUGAGCCUUGAACAAUUGAGACUGCAAAUUGUAGGCGAAGUUCAGAUAAGUGAGAAAAAUCUUCCCAUGAUCACAAAGUUAAUGCAGACCACCUUUGCCCUGCAGCGGAAAGAGGUCAUCAAUGAUGACCUGCCUGUUGGUGACAUUCUUGAAUGCUGGCCUGCCCUUAAACUGGAGUGACAGGUGAAAAUAUUGUCCUUAGUACACCUGUUUGAGUAGAUAAAUGUAAUUCUUUUGUGUCAAUGGUAGCUUGGUCAGGUAUACUCAAAUGUACAUACAGGUUUAAAACUUGGCAUAUGAGUUGUGGUAGUGUAAAGAUGUGCAUUUAUAAGUCUUAGGCCACCAUUAGAUUUGUUUUAUUUUAGCAAUUUAUUUCUCAGUUUUUACAUUAGAACAACUAGAAACACAUAAAAUGGUUAUCUGCUAUCCGCUUUCCUUCCACAAAGACCAUUCCUGAUCAAGGUUCCUGAGACUGUGGAAGCAUCUACUUGGCAGAUGCUGAGCCAGGUCCUUGCUUGACUUCUGUCAGUCUCUCAAAGAAAAAAGUCAGAGAAACAUCUCAUCAGAUUUUGACAGUCUUCCACUCCUAUUUGACCUCUCCAUAUUCGGUCACACUAAAUAUUUGUCACUUUAGCUACAGAAGCUGUUGGCUAAAUUUACACUAAGAAUCAUAAUACCAUAGCCAAAACAACAAAUCUCAUGGUG